AUGACAAUUGCAGGAUUCUGGAGUAAGCUUUUGGAAUAUGAUGUCUCGGAUGAAAGGGUCCCUUUCAGAAUAUAUGCAGAACGCUUUUACAAAAAGUAUGACCGUCCUUUGCGAGUAGGAAUAGAUGUCUAUAUGUGGUUAUGUGAACUUUCACCACAGAUAAAUCAGCAUACACACUCAAAUGGGCCGGAGGUCAUGUCAAAGCUUCUUCUUAAUUUUCAUUCACGAAUAAGAGAGUUGAUCUCUUUGAACGUUUCGUUCGUGUUUGUUUUCGAUGGUAUUUUUAAAGUGAAAAAGAGAAGAUGGACUGCUGGUUCAGAUCCCAAUGACGAUACGUGUGAAUAUUCAUUUUGCCCACCUGCCAGGAACUUUGAUGAAGCAUAUAGGACUGUCAACAAGAUUAUAUCGAAUAACCCGCUUUCUUGUGCAGUGGUGGACCUUCCAGAAGUUGUGAAGAUGAAGGAAUUGCUUGAUGAAUGGAAUAUUAGUUACGUUCAGGCACCAGCUGAAGCUGAGGCCGAACUUGGCAGGUUAAAUAUGGCAGGUGUCAUAGAUGCAGUCAUAAGCAAUGAUGCAGAUGGCUUCAUGUUUGGAACACAGGUAAUUCUACGUAAUUUUUCCAAAUGGAUUCCUGAUUUUCCUUCAACAUGGUUUCCUACUGGGCAUUCGAUAACACAGCAAACCGAAUUUUACGUUACUCCUAUCAGUGUAGCAAGGAUUGAAGAAAAGACUGGCCUUACUAGGGGCAGGAUAAUAUGUGUGUCCUGUUUGAGUGGAAAUGACUUUUCUGAAGGUGCUGAAGGGCUCGGAAUUGUCAGGGCGUUUCAUUUGGCUCAAAUCGGCACUAAGUGUGAAUCCAAGCAUGAUUUGGGGGAUAAGGGCAGGAAAGAUAAGAACAAGAAGAACAAGGAUAAGGAAGAUAAGAAUAGUAAAGAUAAGGAAACCACGCAUGUUAAGAAAGUUGAUUUAGCCGUUGAAAUAGCCAAAAUUUUUGUUAACAAGGACCUUACAAAAUACACACUUGGAAUUCCGCCGGAUGAUGCCGUUGGAAGAAAACAGAAGCUUAGUAAGUUGGCAUUGUUGCUUAAUGCUGAUCUUAAAAAGAACAGCAGGGAAUACUUUGGAAGAGCAUUCAACUUUGAAGAUGAAAUAACUCUGCCCUCCGAUUUCUAUUUUAUGAUCCACUUCUAUCCGUUGCUAGCACCAUAUAUUUACGUAUUUCCACCUUACGCAACAAAUAAUGCUGAGAGAGUAACUGAGGAUGGAUUCCAGGGAUGUAUUCUUCCACAAAUUUGUGUGCGUGAUUUCCAUGAUAAUAAAGAAGUUGUUAGAUUUUCAAGAGGCACAAAUCAGGGUAAACAGGGGAAUUCAUACUUUGAGGUAAAAAGGUAUGAAUCAAAAAAUGACUCAGAUUUAGACAAGUACAUUGAUAAAUUUAAUCAAAGUGGUCCCUUGGCAUGGUUUGAACGUCCAGAUUUUAAGCAAAUGUGUGACUUGUGUCUCCCCAUAUCCAAAUCGACACGAGAAUUCCUUUUAAAGUUUUUGUCUGAAGCGUACAUAUUUAGAGCGGUGAUAAGUUUGGAUCAUUUUCGUAAAAAUAUGGAUGAUGUUUUCGUUAAUUCCUUUAAGGUUAGAGAACUACCUGUGAAGCGCAAAGGCGAUAAGGAAACGAAGUAUAAAUGGAAAACAGAAUUAUACCAAUUGAGGUAUGAUGAUGAGGCCAUUUUUGGAGAAUAUUUAGUCCCAGCUGAUAAAGAUUUGAUUUAUGAUGAUAACUACAACUUGAUUUCAUCAAAAAAGAGCAGUUAUGUAUGGAUUCAAAAGUAUCUUCUUGAGUCCACAGAAAAUGGCAGAAGACUUGUGCAUGAGUACGAGUCCCGCACUAAGAAGAAGAAAGAAACAUAUAAGAAGGGCAGUCCAAGAAAACGUGGCAGGCGAUAUCCGAAACAGUCAACUACAUUAAUCAAUUUGAAGAACUCGCCUAUCAAACUUACACCUAAGAAGUUGGAUGCUGAUAUUAUAAGCAAGCCUGAUUUAAAGCCGUUGCCUGCAUUAAAAUUUGCUCCCGGAAGGCCUUCAUCCAAAGCUGAUGGAAGCCAAAAUAGUGCCGAUGAAAACUUUUGGCUUUUGGAAUCAUCAACCAAGAAAAGGCCAAGUUCAAAACAUGAAAAGCCAGAUCAUAAUUUCAAUCACCGAAAUGUAGUAACACUGGUUGAGCCGUUAAAUAAAAGAAACAGGUUAGAAAAGGUGCCCGGACUUCCCAGAAUGGAAAGCAAUAGUAUACAUCUAGAUAAAGAGUAUAAUGACUUGGUCUGCCACAGUCCCUAUAAGGAAAAGGUCAAAUCAGGGACAAAUUUAGAGCCCAUUACUAUUUUAGAUAGUGAUGAAGAAACAGAUGCUGAUGAUCCAAAGACUGGAGAUCUAGCAAAUAAUGAUAUUGAUGAAACUUCUGCUCGAGAUUUGAGUUCGAGUUUAAUAAUAAUAGAGGACGGCAGGCAGGAUAAGCCGGAUGAGCUGGAAAUUUAUAAGGAACACAACACUAUCUUUGCUAAGAAGUUGGAUAAUGUAGAUGGAGAAAACGUGAGAAGUUCGAAUAAGCAAGAAAUGAAAAGGGAAGACACCUCGGACUCUGAACAGAAUUCUUCUACUUUGCUUGAUGAAAAUGAUUCUGCUAUUCACGAUGCGGAAGAUCGAAUUAAUGAUAUAUUAGGCCUUUAG
Molecule: messenger RNA, 2718 nt
Organism: Brettanomyces bruxellensis
Lineage: Eukaryota; Fungi; Ascomycota; Pichiomycetes; Pichiales; Pichiaceae
Exons: 1
Coding region: 1-2718 (905 amino acids)
Molecular function (GO): 5'-flap endonuclease activity
Source: RefSeq, a predicted model, not a curated record